Messenger RNA from Sycon ciliatum, 2336 nucleotides. RefSeq names its product sorting nexin-10-like. Gene Ontology annotation, cellular component: endosome. The transcript is spliced from 6 exons. Lineage: Eukaryota; Metazoa; Porifera; Calcarea; Leucosolenida; Sycettidae. Gene Ontology annotation, molecular function: phosphatidylinositol phosphate binding. Gene Ontology annotation, biological process: intracellular protein transport; vesicle organization. The record is from RefSeq and is a predicted model, not a curated record. Bases 620 to 1450 code for a protein of 276 amino acids.
UACACUAAUCAGGGAGUAGCACUGAAACCUGAACAAAGCAAAGUCCCAAAGAUGGAAACGGAAUUUCUCUGUUGAUUGUGUGAGAGUGUUGUGUAAAAGGUUGUGUUCUGCGAAAGUAGCGUUGACUCUGAGUUUGGGAGUUGGUUCAAGUAAUAGUUGUUUACUUCAUACUAGUUGAUUUGUCGAGAGACAAGACAGUCGCAGCGCGAAUUAAUUCACCACCUGGUGUUUAUACCUAGCGGUGGUGCAUCACCGAGCUAGCUGAACAGUGACUUGUACUCGUGCGCACGUUUGCGUGGUUGCUGUACUCAUCGGGCAACCUCAUCCGUCAUCGUUCCGGCGGGGUGUGGAAUCGAGAAGUGGAGCUGAGUACGCUGGCCCCCACUGCCCCAGCAGCCCAGGCCGUAAGAUUCCGAGGAGCAGAGGCCUAUAUCAACAACAAGACCAAAGAGGUGCGGGUAAAAUCGCCAACCAAGAGAAACAUUGGCAUUUCAGUGUGGAACUGUGCUGGCGCAUAGUGUGGCGGUUUGUCCUGCAAACGAGUACCACGAUAGCAACUCUGGCCAUCUUGGAUGUGCGCAGGUUAGAAGUUAGUUAGCUAGCAAGCGGGACAGCGAAGAUGACGCGGGACACUGUGGUAUUGGUGCGUGAUCCGAUUACGCGCGAAGAUGGCGGAAAGCACACAGACUAUGAAAUUUACGUUAGGACUACAAAUAUCCAGUUCAACUCCGCAGAAUCCUGCGUCAGGCGGAGGUUCCGAGAGUUUGUGUGGCUUCGUCAGCAGCUUGCAACAGCUGGAAUAAAAAACCUUCCAGAUCUGCCACCUAAGAAGAUACUUGAUCGGUUUGAGGAAGACUUCGUGGAGUUUAGACGGCAAGGCCUUCAGAGAUUCCUGAAAGAAUUGGUGACCAUGCCAGCUGUCAUGCCAGAGAGGAGCUUUCACAUGUUCCUGCAGACUAGUCACAGUACGAGCGACAUCGCGUCUAUGCUCAAUCCCACGACGUCACCUACCCCGUCAACGCCUGACUACACCUGGUCACCGCAAGUAUUCGUGGUCAAGGAUCCAUUAAGUCGCCAGAUGCCGAGUAAUCGCUCCUCACCUCUGACCGUCAACCAUGCCACCAGCAUGGGCGCAGACAGCAAUGCUGGCUCUGGAAGCAGCGCGGGCUCGGCAUCACUACCUGGCGGUGCUUCACAGUACAGCAGCUUUCCGAGCACUGCGGGGCCAUCGCCCGUGGAUCACCAUGGCCUGCUGGGCAGCCUGAGAGAUGAGCCUGCUCAGCCGGGCAGCAGCAUGCCAACCACACCCGCCGACAGCCGCUCCACCACGCCAGGUGAUCCGCCGCGCAGACCCAGCUCAGCACACUGGCAGCAGCAUAGUCCGUUCGGCAGUCGGCCACACGCUGAGCGCAAAACAGACUCCGCUGGCAUGGUUCAAGUCCCACUAUAGCCGCUGUAGAUCCGGCAGUUUAGUCAUGAACAAAUCAGACGAGAGCUUCAAUGGGGCCUGUGUCAUGAUUCCCGGCGCAGUAGUAGCGCAAAACCGCACUCAACUGUGACUGGAGCCCGGUCCAGUUUGCCAUACAACCCGCAGUAUUCACUAUUCAGUAUGCCGUGCUAACUUAAUCCACAACAAGUAAAUGAGAUGCCGCAUGGACCUUGCAUCAUGCAUGGCGCUCUAAACUAAACUGCCCCUUCUGGGAUGCUCUCCUUCUACCAUUAUAUCAUCAAGUUUGAGACCAUUCAUCUCAGUGUCCACCGGAAGUUCAGCUCUAUUGAUCAUUGACUCCAAUUGGGACACCGUGAGUAUGCAAUGCCGCAUACUGAACAGUGGACUGCUGUCCACUGGCUUAUAGAAAUUUGAAUUGUUGAGUUUGUCGCAUUUCAACUUGUGAUUUCAAUAUUCUUCAAAAUAUCAUGGUUGUAUUUAUGGUAUCACCACUGAAUGGCUAGCCAGGAUGUGUGGUAAGGUAGUAGGCCCGAGUCUUGUAGUCCGACCCAACUUGAUAAUCAUAGUUACUAGUACUAGUACAGUAGUAUAUGCACCUGCUCUAUCCGCUGUGAUUUGGUAGUCUUGCCGGCUGAGUCUUCAGUGCCCCUGGGUGCCGCAUUUGGUUUUUUACAGUGCAAGUGUAGCUUUGCUUCGAUCAGCCUUCAUGGACUGACCAUUCUUGCCUGCCAUGUUUUCCUUAGUCAAUUACUUGAUUUGCCCGCCUCUCUAUUUUAUCAUCAUUGAUUCAAUUAUUCAGCUUUUUGGGCCCCCUGAAGCCAGCAAGCAGCAGGGAGUCGUAACUUGGACACGCUCCCUAGCCCUGCAAGCAAGUGUGCAUCACGGA